Messenger RNA from Penicillium cataractarum, 1617 nucleotides. Its product is annotated as CFEM domain-containing protein. The coding region runs from base 1 to 1617 and encodes 538 amino acids. The transcript has 3 exons. The record is from RefSeq and is a predicted model, not a curated record. Lineage: Eukaryota; Fungi; Ascomycota; Eurotiomycetes; Eurotiales; Aspergillaceae.
AUGAAGACAGUCAUUUGGCUCUCGUUUUUCGGUGUCGGUGCGCUCGCGCAUCCAUCGGGUCUGUGGUGGGGCACUGAUGAGUGCUACCCAAGCCCGGAGAAUACCGACAAUCAGUGCUUGGAGCCUCAGAAGACUGGUUUUGACUGGUCUGACCUGGGCAACGGAGACUAUUGGAGCUACGAGGGCUUCAAUUUCGUUGGCUUCACCCCCAACGAUGCCUGUGGAUCUUCCGGGGGCAAGUGCAUCGAGGGAAGGCUUUCCCGCGACGAUGACUAUGCUAUCAGAGUGGAAGCGACCCAGGCGCCGUUCUCCGUCAGCAACCUCCAUCUCUCUACCUCGCGGGACACCCCGGUCAUCCUCAACUACCAGAUGGCAGAUGGCUCUAUCUGUCGCCAGCAUGCUUUGGGUUCGACUAGCGGAGCUGAUAUUACCAACGAGCAGUGUGGUAACGCUGUUGCCGUGGAGUUCACCUUGCCCGAGGACAGCCAGUUCGGCGAAUGUGAUAUGAGCAUCCAUCGUAUGGACUUUGACUGUUCUACCGGAACAAAGCCUCCCACGGAGAUUCCUCCUCACUCGUCGCAUACUCAUCCAGAGUCUACUCCUACUCCUUCAACGUGCACCUCAGGUACAACCACGGUGCCCACCGAGUCUUGGACCAAAUCGACAGUGUGGACCUCCGAGACAAGCAGAGUGACGGUGCCCACGGUGCCCACCGAGUCUUGGACCACUUCGACAGUUUGGACCACCGAGGAGAUCACAGUUACAUCUUGCGCACCCACAGUUACUGACUGCCCUGCGCACUCUACUACCGUGGUUACUUCCACAUAUGUUGCAUCUACUACCGUGUGUCCGCCUCGUCCAACAACUGAUCGCAUAACCGAAACUCCUCCAAGCCCGACCAACCCAACCAGCCCUACUAGCUCCAGCCCGCCAGUUGUCCCUGCUCCAUGCCCUGAGAUUGUCCCCAAGUGCUUAAACACUUGGCUCUCUGUCCCCAAGUGUGACUCCAACAGUGAUGCUGCCUGCUUCUGCCCGUCUUCUGAGUUCACUGAGAAGGUCACGACCUGUAUUCAUUCUUGGGGCACGUCUGAGAAGGAGGUCGAUUCUGCACUCUCCUACUUUGCAGGUAUCUGUGCGCCUUACGUCCCCAAGAACCCAGAGAUUAUCGACAUUGUGCCACCCAGCAACACUCCCACGGAUGAGGUUCCCCAUCGUACCGUCACUGCCCCGGCUCCUGGUGUGACUGCGCCGCCACAGGAUAUUACCCCAGCCCCCACCGCGCCCAAGACCCCUUGCACCACCAUGUCUUGGUCCUCGCGCACUGUUACCGCGCCUUUGGUUGAAUUCAGCACUAUUCCCGUUGGCACCACCUCUACCGUUGCCUUGGUGCCUGGUACCAUGACCGACACCCACCCGACGACCAGCCAUCGUACUUGUUCAACAUCGACGACUUCCACUUCAACUUUCUCUACUUCCACUAGCUCCAAGACCACCACCUGCAUUACCCAUGCCCACAAACCCACGGCGACCAUUCCCCUUUCUAAUGGCGGAUCACGGGUAUCGUUCCCAAGCAUGUGGGCCUUUGGUAUGGUCUUUGCUGUGAUGUGGCUCAAGUAG